AUGUCUGACCCAAAUCAGUCCCCUGAGACCCCGAAGAAAGGCGCCCAGUUGAGCGACAAGCAGGUCAAGCUCCUCGCCACCAUGACCCAGAACACCAUCGGAAAGGUCGAGUACAACUGGGAGAAAAUCGCAGCCGAGAGUGGCUACAAGAACGUGGCCAGCGCCAAGACCACCUUCUCCCGUCUCUGCACCCAGAUGAACGGCGGUGGCAGCAGCAAGAGCCCUGCCGACAAGGGCGGCGCCCCCGUCGCCGGCGGACCCAACACCCCCACCAAGGUCACCAAGCGCACCGGAAAGGUCGGCAGCGCCUCUGCCAAGAAGCCUCGUGGCAAGAAGAACGCGCCGGUGGUCGAUGCUGGCGAGGAGGAUACUGAGAAGGGUGAGCAGGUCAAUGUGAAGGAUGAGAAGGCCGAGGCUGGUGAUGAGGUUGACGCCAUGAUGAGCGGUGCGCUCUGA
This is a messenger RNA of Diaporthe amygdali, 456 nucleotides long. RefSeq lists its product as uncharacterized. Lineage: Eukaryota; Fungi; Ascomycota; Sordariomycetes; Diaporthales; Diaporthaceae. The record is from RefSeq and is a predicted model, not a curated record. The coding region runs from base 1 to 456 and encodes 151 amino acids. The transcript is spliced from 2 exons.